UUUCUUGCUCUGAAGCUUGCGGUGUAAUUUGAACCUAUGUAGUAACUCGUCUUAUUGCGGCCGCUAUCAUAGCUACAUUGACAUUCGGAUUUGAACGAGGUCGAGGUGCAUGUCUACCAGAGUGAGUAGUAAACUCCGGGGAGAGUGAUCUGAGACUCAAGAGAUUUUCAUUUAAACUUCAAAGAAUAACUGGAUAUUGCGAAAAAUUAGGGCGAUGGAGAAACGUCUCAUCUCUAGUGACGCAGGAAAAUAAUGGAUGUUGUUGCCAGAGUGCCUGCUGUCUUCCCGCCCGGUGCAGUGUCUCCUCAUCACGCCUGAUUGUAUAAAAGACGCGCGCAUCACUUGUUCGUUCCUUUUCACCACAACAAAGUCAUAAUGCGAACUUCAUCCAAGCUCGCGAACAGCGUCUUGUAUACGUAGUCAGUGAUUAAGGAUAAUUAUCCACACUUUAAAUCUACUGCUGAAAUAGAUUUGUUGACAGCACAACGUCUGCUUGUGUGUUUGCCUGUUGUUUCUCUACGCGAGUAAGUCAUUACACUCUGAUUUUGUUUUCCGUUUUCAAGUGUAAGGAGAAUAGUUUGCCAUAAUGUCGGAGAUGGCUAAAUAUUUGAAGAAGCGACGGAUAAGUCUCCAUGAUAUCAUCUUUAAGAAUCGUAAAGGGAGUCAGGAGGAAACAAGGAAGGAACCACCAAAUGAAAGGGUGGUCGUACAAGUUGUGACAGAGCGAGGCGCCGUGGGAAAUGCACCGCUGGAGAAGUCACAGUAUAAGUGCCCUUCGCCAAAAUCGGAGCGACGUUAUAUCCAGGUGUGCAACUCUGCUCCUGACAAUGAGCCCGUAGUUGACCGUGUCAAUCUGGAUGUAGGUACGGUGGUUGGAGAUAGAAUGCAGGGUAUUGGAAUGCCAGAUCUUGGACGAAUGAAGAAAUCACGACGAAUUGAUUCCGGCAGCGGUGAGAACAGCUCAGGUUCUGAUACAAGCGAGAGAUAUAAAUGCAAAUCUGAAUCGGACUCAUCAGAUGAGAAUUAUAUCUUGAAUAGGUAUUUUAAAAGCAUGACGCUGUCAGAUGAUGAAAAGCAACCCCCGAGCACAAGGCUCGGUCUUCCAACCAUCGAGACAGGGAGCUCGCGAUCGUUGUCAGCAAUUCCCUGGUCAGAGAUGAAGAAAGACGCACCAUUGUCGAGGUCGUGCUACGAGAUCUGCUCGAACAGAACUCCGGGGACGUCGUGCGGUAGUUCAUGCUCGACUUCGUUUAUGCGCCAGAAGCAGGGUAAAUCACUGGUGACGUAUUGGCCGAAUACAGGUAGUGAGAGUGAUAUAAUUGACAUAAUUCCGCUCAGUUCCUCCACCGUAGCGAGAACGAAAACUAAUAUGAACCGGCCAUCGAAACGAGAGACGCUCUCUCCGUUAAAUCUCGUUCAAUUGGAAUCGACUCAACACAGUGCUUCAAUGAAGUCGGUGAAAAGGGAGCCAAGCUCGCUUCAUGUUUCUCCGAACCGCUCCCCGUACAUGUCUUGUGAUCCGACACUGUCUCCGUCAUCAGUGAUGUCGGCAGAGACCCUACCGCCCGCCUUCUCGCCCUUCGCCGCGUGUCCCGUUGUCAACCAGCGCUCGCUACGUCCCAGUUACGACCUGAACUUACACCCCCUCCGCCCGUCCUCCUCCAACCCGACCAUCAACCAGGCCUUCGACUUCCACCAGCACACCUUCCCAUCUCGCCUUCUUAGUCCGGUUCAGUUGAGCCCGUUAUCGAGCUCCAACCCGAACCUCUACAUAAACUCCCCGCCUGAUGGUAAUCACUCUUCAAGUUCGGUUUCGCCGUCGUCCGCGUCUGGUUACUCGCCAUCGACAUCGCCAGGGAGACUGAGCCCCUUACCGAUCCCGAUCCCACCAUCGUCACCACGCCCUGCAUGGCGAUGUAGACGUUCACCUCGGGUAAAACAGGCGGGGGCCGAAUUCCAACAGAACUUUGAUCAUUUCUGAUCGGCCUAUUAGUGAUAGACACGAUCGUAUUACUCAUGUUCAUCUUAAUGUUUUGUUUUUUUAACUGUGGGGCAAUUACGUUUUUUAAGCAGGCAAAAAAAAAAGCCAUGAA
Molecule: messenger RNA, 2093 nt
Organism: Strongylocentrotus purpuratus (purple sea urchin)
Lineage: Eukaryota; Metazoa; Echinodermata; Echinoidea; Camarodonta; Strongylocentrotidae
Exons: 2
Coding region: 587-1981 (464 amino acids)
Source: RefSeq, a predicted model, not a curated record